Meloidogyne enterolobii is the source of this 1096-nucleotide messenger RNA. Lineage: Eukaryota; Metazoa; Nematoda; Chromadorea; Rhabditida; Meloidogynidae. The record is from the annotation of a GenBank genome assembly.
AACAACCUCUUUAAACAAAUCAAAAAAACAUUUUAUUAUGCGCCUUUGGCGACUCCUUAUUUAUUUUACACUUUUAAAUGUUUACUUUAUUUGUGUUGAAACUUUAAAAGUUGAUGGCAAGUUUGAAAAACAGAAAAUUGAUGAAGUGAAACCAAAGGAAUUGAAAUUGGAAGCAGAAACUAAACUUGAACCAAACGUGGAUUUAAAAUCAAGCACAAACCCAGACGAGAAUUUGAAUAAAACUUUUAAAAAAAUUAAAUCAUUGUGUGCUCAAUCAAAAAUUGACAAAAAGCCAAUAAAGGGAGAAGGAAAAGGGAAAGGAAAAGGAUUUAAAAUCCCUAAAAAACUUAAAAUGCCAAAAUUAAAUUUUAUGUCGAAAGUUUUAAAAGUUAUACCGAAGGAGUAUAAAGUAAAACUUGAAAAAUGUUGUGGAAAAAUAAAUGAUAAUCCAGAAUCUUUAGAGGAUUGUAGAAGUAUUUUUAAUGAAGGAAUGGAGAAAAUUGAAAAGGAUAAGACAUUUUUAAAAUAUUCAGGAGAAGGAAAAAAUAAAAAAAAGAAAUCAAAAACCGAGAAAGCCCUGAUGAAAGCAAUUGGAAUUUAUAAAGAACUUAAAACUUAUUAUAACAAGGAUACAAAAAGUCCAGGAAAUGUUCGUACAAAACGAGGAGCAUUAACAAAAUAUUUUUUUAUUCCUUUGCUUGCUGCAGGUGGAAUAAUUUCAAUUGUUAUUGGUCUUUCUAUUCUGUUACCUUUAAUAGUAACUCCAGGUUUUAUAAUUGGAUUUGCUGGGGCAGCGUUUUUUGGAGGGAUAGCCUGGGUUUGUUUAUAUGCUAUUAGAAAAUUGGAGAAGAAGGAUAGAGGUGAAAGUUAUGAAAAAGAAGGGCAUUAUUAUCACAAAAAGGACAGUAAAGGAAAUUUGGUUAAACACGAAGAAAAAAGGAUUGUCAAACAUAGACGUUCACAUUCUUCUAGACGUUCAUCUAGCCGUAGUUCUCGUAAGGAAAUUCGCAAAUCUAAAAAAGUUAGAACUAGACGAGUCAAAACUGUUAGAAACCGAAGCGAGACAAUUAUUGAUAUUAUUGAAGAGGAUGAUUAA